Molecule: messenger RNA, 473 nt
Organism: Dermatophagoides pteronyssinus (European house dust mite)
Lineage: Eukaryota; Metazoa; Arthropoda; Arachnida; Sarcoptiformes; Pyroglyphidae
Source: RefSeq, a predicted model, not a curated record
CCGACAUCUUUCCCUUUCGACAAGAUUGAUCUUAGAGAGGGAGAGAGAGAGAGAGAGAGCGUGGGAUAACAACAAAUACUAAACAUACCGAUCAUCAUCAUCAUCAUCAAAUGAGGGGAAAUGCUAUGGGUAAAUUACAACUAACAUGUCAACUAUUGGAAUAUGGUGAUAAUUGUACACAACGUUAUAUUGAUCAAUGUAUGCCAUUGCUGAUUGGUAAAAUGAUUUGGAAUAUGAUCAAUGAUACAAGAAAUGUUUUACAACUAAUAUGCCAUAAUUUAACCAUACAAAAUGAUUAUCUACGAUAUGCAUCAUGUUUCAAACGAACGGCCACCAUAAAUUGUAUGGAUAUUGUCAAACAAAUACAAACAUUAUCCACAUCAAAUGUUAAUAUUCAACAAUUUUGUUGCAUUUAUAAAUCAUCAGUUGAUUGUCAACAUCGUUCAAUUAUCAAGGAUUUGAUUCAUUAUUAA